This is a messenger RNA of Cydia fagiglandana, 340 nucleotides long. RefSeq lists its product as uncharacterized. The transcript is spliced from 3 exons. The record is from RefSeq and is a predicted model, not a curated record. The coding region runs from base 35 to 340 and encodes 101 amino acids. NCBI's taxonomy places the organism in Eukaryota, Metazoa, Arthropoda, Insecta, Lepidoptera, Tortricidae.
CAGCAGAGACAUAAGCUCUACAUCGGACUUCGUGAUGCCGGUAGAAGAGACCAUCGGGCAGAAGAGACCGUAUCCUGGUCUGCGGUAUGGCGCCCCUCCCGCUAAACGCGCGCCCACCAUACGCCUCGGGGCUGGCUUCAAGUGGAACCUACAGGCACUCGCCCAAGCAGCCAACGCGGUGGAAACCGGUGGCAAGUCGCCAGUGUCAGCCCUGAACGAGCUAGGGGUCAAGGUCACGUACAGCGUGCUGCGACAGGGUGGCCCUGCGCAUUGUCCAAGCUUCACUGUCGCUGUUACGGUGAGUGACGCAGCUAUCGCGGUUGAGGUAAGUCAGUGGUAA